This is a messenger RNA of Python bivittatus (Burmese python), 5529 nucleotides long. The record is from RefSeq and is a predicted model, not a curated record. Lineage: Eukaryota; Metazoa; Chordata; Lepidosauria; Squamata; Pythonidae.
AUGGUUCUGACUCCAGAGAUAAACCAAAGCUCUACCGUUUGCAACUAAGUGUGACCGAAGUUGGUACAGAAAAAUUUGAUGACAACUCCAUUCAGUUAUUUGGUCCAGGAAUUCAGUCUCAUCACUGUGACCUAACUAACAUGGAUGGAGUUGUUACAGUUACUCCAAGAAGCAUUGAUGCUGAAACUUAUGUAGAAGGUCAGCGGAUCUCUGAGACCACUAUGCUGCAAAGUGGUAUGAAAGUUCAGUUUGGGACCUCUCAUGUAUUUAAAUUUGUGGACCCCAUUCAAGAUCACAUUCCUAAAGGACGUCUAGAUGCAGGUCACAUGGUCAAAAGUUCACGACUCAAAUCUGGAGGUGUACAAGAAACUACAUUUGAUUUGGAAGGAGACAUCCAUAGUAUAACAGGACUAUCUACAAGCAAGAGCACCAACAGAUUGGACAGUGACAGAAUGUCAACUUCCAGUACAGCUGAACGAAGCAUGGUGAAACCAAUGAUCAGAAUAGAACAGCAACAAGAUUAUCGCAAGCAGGAUGGCAGACUUCAGGAUGCACAUGGACCAGAAUUGAUAUUACCUGCAAGCAUUGAAUUCAGGGAAAGCUCUGAGGAUGCUUUUUUGUCUGCCAUCAUCAAUUACACCAACAGCUCAACAGUUCAUUUUAAACUGUCACCUACUUAUGUUUUGUACAUGACGUGUCGGUAUGUAUUAUCAAGCCAGUACAGACCUGACAUCAGUCCUGCUGAACGAACUCACAAAGUCAUUGCAAUAGUCAACAAGAUGGUGAGCAUGAUGGAAGGAGUUAUACAGGAGGUAGACCAGGUUGAUCAGAAACAGAAGAAUAUUGCUGGGGCACUUGCUUUUUGGAUGGCAAAUGCAUCUGAAUUGCUAAACUUUAUUAAGCAGGAUCGAGACUUAAGCCGAAUCACAUUAGAUGCUCAAGAUGUUUUGGCACACCUAGUUCAGAUGGCAUUCAAAUAUCUGGUCCACUGUCUUCAGUCAGAGCUUAAUAACUACAUGCCUGCAUUCCUUGAUGAUCCAGAAGAGAAUAGUCCUCAAAGACCUAAAAUAGAUGAUGUCUUGCAUACAUUAACUGGAGCCAUGUCCCUGUUGCGACGAUGUAGAGUGAAUGCUGCACUGACAAUACAGCUCUUCUCCCAGCUAUUUCAUUUUAUCAACAUGUGGCUUUUUAACAGAUUGGUUACUGAUCCAGAUUCAGGACUGUGUUCACAUUAUUGGGGAGCUAUUAUUCGCCAACAGUUGGGACACAUUGAAGCCUGGGCAGAAAAACAGGGCUUGGAGCUGGCUGCUGAUUGUCAUCUCAGUCGGAUAGUACAAGCAACUACAUUACUUACUAUGGAUAAGUAUUCUCCUGAAGACAUUCCUAGUAUUAAUAGUACCUGUUUUAAGCUCAAUUCCCUACAACUGCAUGCAUUGCUACAAAAUUAUCACUGUGCCCCAGAUGAGCCAUUUAUCCCACCAGAAUUAAUAGAAAAUGUUGUAGCUGUUGCAGAAAAUACUGCUGAUGAACUAGCUCGUAGUGAUGGUAGAGAAGUACAAUUAGAGGAGGAUCCUGAUCUUCAGCUUCCUUUUCUUCUACCAGAAGAUGGUUACUCGUGUGAUGUUGUCCGAAACAUUCCAAAUGGAUUACAGGAAUUUUUAGAUCCGCUCUGCCAAAGAGGGUUUUGCAGAUUAACACCUCAUCCACGAUCACCAGGAACUUGGACAAUAUAUUUUGAAGGUGCAGAUUAUGAAAGCCAUCUGUUACAAGACAAUGCAGAUUUGGCUCAGCCAUUGAGGAAAGAACCUGAAAUAAUCACUGUAACACUAAAGAAACAAAAUGGGAUGGGACUAAGCAUAGUUGCUGCUAAGGGUGCUGGUCAAGAUAAACUUGGCAUCUAUGUCAAAUCUGUGGUAAAAGGUGGCGCUGCAGAUGUGGAUGGUCGAUUGGCUGCAGGGGAUCAGCUGCUUAGUGUGGAUGGGCGCACUUUGGUUGGACUUUCUCAAGAAAGAGCUGCAGAACUGAUGACAAGAACAGGAACAGUAGUGACACUAGAAGUGGCAAAACAAGGAGCUAUUUACCAUGGUUUAGCAACUCUGUUAAAUCAACCAUCUCCAAUGAUGCAAAGAGUUUCAGAUCGCCGUGGCUCAGGUAAACCCCGACCAAAGAGUGAAGGUUUUGAGCUAUAUAACAAUUCUGCUCAGAAUGGAUCACCUGAAAGCCCUCAGCUACCUUGGACAGAAUAUAAUGAACCAAAGAAGUUACCAGGGGAUGACAGACUGCUGAAGAAUCGAGCUGAUCACCGAUCUAGUCCCAAUGUAGCAAAUCAGCCUCCAAGUCCUGGGACCAAAAAGGCUUACACUGCAGGAACUACAAACAAGAUAACUUCAGUGUCUACUGGAAAUCUUUGCACAGAGGAACAGGUACUACCAGCUAGACCUGAAGCAUAUCCAAUCCCAACACAAACUUAUACCAGAGAGUAUUUCACAUUCCCAGCCUCCAGGUCUCAGGAUCGAAUGGGUCCUGUUCAGAAUCAGUGGGCAAGUUAUGAAGAAAAGCCCCAAAUUCCAGCUGAAAGUAACCAUUAUAUCAAUACUGCAAAUCAGCGUGUGACACGUUCUCAGGAGGAGCUACGGGAUGAUCAGCCAGAAAGGAAUCAGUUAGAAGUUGUCAUUCAAAAAGAUAUGGAAUAUAUUGAUCGAAAAUCAGAUAGCGAUCCAUGGAUGAAUUCGUCUGUGGAUUCUAGCACAUCAAGCCAAGAGCAUCUAAACAAUUCCUCUAAAUCUAUCCCUUCUGGAUCUUCUUUAACCAAAAGCGGACCUGGCCGUUGGAAAACACCUAUAGCUACUCAACCAAUACUGAUGGCAGUUUCUCAAUCCACAAGGACAGACCUUCCUCCACCUCCACCUCCCCCACCAGUGCACUAUGCAGCUGACUUUGAUGGACUGCAAAUGGACUUACCCCUCCCACCACCACCUCCACCUCCAAAUCAGUUGGGGUCACAGUCAUCUCAGGUUGCUGCUGCAGAGCGCAAAAAAAGAGAAGAACAUCAGAGAUGGUAUGAAAAGGAAAAAGCACGUUUAGAGGAAGAACGAGACAGAAAACGUCGAGAGCAGGAAAGAAAACUGGGGCAAAUUCGUGCUCAGCCACUAAUGCCAGCUCAGUCAAUGCUUCCUCCUCUUCAGCAGGUGAAACCAGAGAAACCUUCAACACUGCAGAGGUCUCAUGAGACUGUCAUUAGAGAAUUGCAGCCCCAACAACAACCCCGAACCAUUGAACGAAGAGAUCUCCAAUAUAUCACCAUAAGCAAAGAAGAGCUGUCCUCUAGUGAUAGUCUGUCUCCUGAUCCCUGGAAAAGAGAUGCUAAGGAGAAGCUGGAGAAGCAGCAGCAAAUGCAUAUUGUGGAUAUGCUGAGCAAAGAGAUUCAAGAACUUCAAAACAAGCCAGAUCGAACAGGUGAAGAAAAUGACCGCCUGCGCAAGCUCAUGCUGGAGUGGCAAUUCCAGAAACGACUUCAAGAGUCAAAGCAAAAAGACGAGGAUGAAGAUGAGGAAGAAGAUGAUGAUAUUGAUACUAUGCUGAUUAUGCAACGACUAGAAGCUGAGAGAAGAGCAAGGUUACAGGAUGAAGAGCGCAGACGGCAGCAGCAGUUGGAGGAAAUGCGUAAACGGGAAGCAGAAGAUAGGGCCAGGCAAGAAGAAGAGCGACGCCGUCAAGAGGAGGAGCGGACAAAGAGAGAGGCUGAGCAAAAGAGGCGACAGGAAGAAGAAUACUAUAAUCGCUUGGAAGCGGAGAGGCGCCGCCAGCAUGAUGAGGCAGAACGUCGAUUGCUGGAGCCCGAUGAGCCUGGUCUGUACAGACCUCCGCUUCCACGGGAAUAUGAAUUCCCCUCCCCACCCCUUUCAUCUAAUGCUCCUCCUCCCCCACCUCAACGAAACACUUCUUACCUCAAAACUCAGGUCCUCUCUCCUGACACGAUUUAUACUGCCAAGUUUGUUGCAUACAAUGAUGAGGAGGAGGAGGACUCCUGUCUAGCAACAGGUCAGGAUAAGUACGCCAGUACAAGAAAGUCUUAUGGUGACCUUCCUCCUGCCCCCCUUAAGCCACAGCAGUCCUCCCGCCAGCCACGCCCAGCCUCAGAUGGCCUCUUUCUGUCCAACUCAUGCCAGCCCUCCUCUGUCAAUGCCAACAGUACUGCUUACAAAAUGAGCCAGCCCCCUCCCCCACCACACAAGCCAAGUUUCAUCAAUCCCAGCAACACAAAAGGCUCAAACUACACUGGAUCUACUGGAGCACUUGCAGGUUCACAGGAACCUUAUUCAGACCCAAGAGAGAAGAAAUUGAAAAGUCAAGAUACAGAUUUACCUGGCGCACCAGAGAACUUGACUUUCCGGGAGCGACAAAGACUCUUUUCCCAGGGUCAAGAUGUGUCUAAUAAAGUAAAGGCAUCUAGGAAAUUAACGGAAUUGGAAAAUGAAUUAAAUACAAAGUAGGAUAACUGGCACCUUAUCAAAAAAUCAGAAAAUCUCUAUGGAACUGGAGUUGGGGCAGUUCAAGGAGAAGAAGUAUCUCAUAACAAAUGAGAUAGCUUUUUUCUGCCUGGACUAUUUCUUUCUAGACUAUUUCACAUUUAAGUAUGUUGCAAUAGCAAGAAAAUCAAUUAUUUGCCAAGUGCUUGUGGUUUAUACAAUUGAGGCACCGUAAAAUAUAUUUUAAUUAAAUAAACCAAGUGUCAUUCAUGUCCUUUUCCACAUCAUUGUCUUUUAGCUGCUUUUGCAACUGUUCUGGAUCAUAAUUAUUGAAGAAUUGUUGCUUCCUAGUCUCUUACAGAAACAUGUAAACACCUGUGAAGCAGAAAGAGUGGCUAUAGCUUGAACUGCCUAACUACCACUGGCUUGUUGCACUGUAGGUUUGAUACAAGUGUAAGGUAAUAUAAACAUUUAAGACAUCUUGGGAGCUAGUCUUUCAGAUCACUAGCAUAACAGAGAACACUAGUAUUAGGAGUCCAGUUUCUAUAAAUAAGCCUUUGCUAGAAACACACCUUGAUUACUGAAAGUAAAAGGGCUCCAUUAUCGUGUCCAUACUAAGCCACAUAGAGUAAUCUAUAUACAUGCAGAUUUUUGGACGUUAAAUACUUGACUUGUUUUGAUUGCAGUCCAGCAAUGUAACAAAAUAUGCAUCCUAUUUUUCCCACUGUCUUAUCUCUUCUUACACUGAAGUAUUAGCCACUUCUAAAACUUGAGUUUUGAAAUAUUGAUAAGAAUGGAAAAAUUAGUAAAAUAUUGGACACUGGGUAUGAUGGUAUGUGUGUGCGCGCGUAUGUAUUGUUUUAAAGCUAUUCUGAAAUUCCACACUUUAGCAAUAUGGAAUAAACUUCAUCUGGUAGCUCCACUGUAGCCAAGACAAAACCAAAGUUAAAUAUUCACAAAUGGACUAAAGACUUCAAUUAUCAGUAGCUGGUAAUUAAGCACUACUUGCAGGGGAAAUAUGGUUACUUAUGGCUGCAAAAAAAAAAAAAAUGCCUUUCAG